Messenger RNA from Anneissia japonica, 1678 nucleotides. RefSeq lists its product as uncharacterized. The transcript is spliced from 8 exons. The annotation marks the transcript as partial. Gene Ontology annotation, molecular function: scavenger receptor activity. The record is from RefSeq and is a predicted model, not a curated record. NCBI's taxonomy places the organism in Eukaryota, Metazoa, Echinodermata, Crinoidea, Comatulida, Comatulidae.
AUGCGAAUCACUCGAUCAACUAGUCGAGCACAAUCUCCAAAAAGUUAUCACAUCAAUGAGGCUUGUCUUCAGCUCACUUCUACUCACAAGUACCUUGGUGUUAACAUUGCAUCUAAUUUAUCAUGGGGUGCUCACGUUAAUGAUGUCACUUCCAAGGUGCCUCCUUCUUUUUCAUCUAACCCGUGUACGUUCAAUCUCCUUGCAAACUUUUCAACCACUUUAACAUGCGAUACUUGGAGCUACGAUGCACAUACCGGCAUGGGAAUUGUACAAGGGUACACUAUACAGUAUUGGAACGUGAAUACACCAAGUAUUGUGUACUCAGUUAUUGUAGACGAACCUCUCCAUUUGCCAGAUUAUACGGUCCUACUACCUGAAGUGUAUGUGUACUAUUCAUUCGAAGUAGUUGUGAUGGUGAACUAUGAGCACAAAGGUGCAGAUAUGACUGGGACAUCAAGCUCCUCACUUAGCAUUCCAAAAGGCAAGGUACCAGACAUUACUGCAUUUAGUUCAGCUCACAUUGUAGACAGUGGAACUAAAACGGAUAUGCGUGCCUACACAGGCCAGGACGAUGGAGACAACCUCAACGUCAUGUUUGGUAUCGGUUUAUGGGUGAACGACAGCGGGACGCAUUAUGGGGAGAAUGAGUUAGUAAAUCUAGACAACAAUCUAGAGGAUUCUAUAUUCACUUCUGGUACAACUUACUCUGCAUGCACAGCAACAACGAACGCAUUUAGAUGUUGGCUCGAAUUUCCCCCUGAUGUUGGUGUACGCAGAAUUGGUGUAAAAUACAUGUGGACAGAAUUUAAUGGUUACAUUGUUUCAGCGUCAAUGGUGUUUCUAGCAAAAGAAGAUGUGUAUAAGAGACAGCAUACAACCAGUAUCGGUGAAACGCUUGAACUGAUAAUGACAGUUGAUGGUGUUGAAAUUAGCAGCUUACGAUGGAAAAAAGAUGGAGGAUCAAAUAUAAUGGAAUGGGACGGUCUCAGCAUUGUUACCGUUGAAAAUGUUCGGAAAAAAGACGCUGGUAUCUACGAAUGCUACCCGGAAGGACAACGAGAUCAGGGUCAACACGCUAUUGUACGAGUACUUGUUCGAGAAUGCCCUCAAGGAAAGUGGCUGCAUCCUAAUUGUGAAAUCAAUUGCCCUAUAUGCUAUAAUGGAGGCGUGUGUUCUGAUCAAUUCGGAUCUUGCAUCUGUCCGCCGGGCUUCACUGGAGAUAACUGUGAAGAAGCGUGUGGUUAUAACAACUGGGGGCGCGAAUGCAAUAUAAUUUGCAGCUCAAAUAAUCCAGGUUGUCCAAAUGUCAUGUUUUGUCUACCUGAUCCUUUCGGUUGUUCAUGUAUGUCCGGAUAUGGUGACACUGAUUGUAGCCAAGUUUGUGACACUGGAACAACAGACAAAUAUGGACCGGGAUGCCUUCUUGAUUGUCACUGUGACGCUGCUGACUGUCAGCCGUCAGAGGGCUGCAACGAAGGAGUCACUUGUCAUACUGGUUACACUGGCAGCCGUUGUCUAGAAAGAGAUCCGAAUGUCGAAUGUCCCGGUGGCUUCUAUGGCGAACAGUGCACCAAAAUAUGUCACUGUGAAGGCUCAUCAAAUUGUAAUCGAAAUAGUGGAAAUUGCCCAGUUGGUGAUGCUUGUAAAGAAGGAUGGGCUGGGGAAGGCUGCCAACAAG